AUGACCUUCGAGGACUUUUGUGGUGGUCCGUUUUGGGACGAGGAGUUCGUGUGGGACAUAGACAAUCCCAACCUGACGUUCUGUUUCCAGCGCGUCAUCCUGCAAUGGGCCCCGUGUUUGUUUCUGUUCGUGUUCUCUAUCUACGACAUCUUGAAAAUUACCGAGAGCCGAUAUCGAGACAUACCAUGGAACUGGUACAAUCUCUCCAAGAUGCUAGUGAUAUUCCUGCUGAUGUGCAUGUCCUGGAUCGAUCUGGGCAUGGUGGUGAGCUAUCAGGAUGAGCAGGGCUUGUAUGAUGUGCAGAUCCUGACGGCCGUGUUCAAUGCCUUGGCUUAUAUUGAUUUGAUUGUGUUGCUGUUCUUCAUGCGUAAGUACGGAGUUCGAACGUCGGGCACGAUGUUCAUGUUCUGGUUCCUGCGAAUGUUCUUCGGCAUCAUUCAGCUCCGUACGGAGGUGAUGGACAACGACAAGCGACCGAACGCGAUCGGAUCCGGUGACACGGUUGACUUUUGGGAGUAUCAGUACGUCAGCUACAUCUUGCAGUACUCCUUCAUCUGUUUGAUGCUCGUACUCGAGCUGUUCCCUGAUAAGGCACCUUCGUUCAGCUACUAUCCGAAGGACUCCAAACCGAACCCUGAACUACGGUCAAGUUUUUUCAGUAAGCUAUUAUUCUUACAUUUCGAUGCGUUCGCUUGGAAAGGUUUCCGGAAACCGCUCACAGUGGACGACAUGUACGACAUCAACCCACAAGAUACAUCUCGCGAGUUAGUGCCACCGUUUGACAAGUACUGGAAGAAAAGCGUCGAGAAAGGCCGCAAACAGCAGAUGGCUAGUAAUCGGAAGGCGGGCAAACCCGACAUCGAAUACAAACCACACUCGGCUUCAAACGGAUCCGUUCUGUACGCGAUGGUGCGCGCAUACGGUGGUCCGUUUUGGUUCGCAGGAAUGUUGCAGCUGGCAAUCUCGGGGCUCCAGUUCGCUUCGCCUUAUCUCAUGCGAGAGCUGAUGGCGGUUAUCGCAUUCGAUGGACCGCUCUGGAAAGGGUUUUUGUUGACUUUCGGAUUAUUUGGCGCAUCUUUGCUACUGGGGCUGUUCAACGGGCAGUACCUUUACUACACCUUUCUGAGCGGUUUCCGCAUCCGCACCGGGCUGAUAAGCGCCAUCUAUCGGAAAGCGUUGCGAAUUUCUAGCGCGGCCAAGAAAGAUACCACCGUCGGGGAGAUCGUCAACCUGAUGGCUGUGGAUGCGCAGAAGUUUUUCGAACUGACCUCCUACUUGCAUAUCUUAUGGUCGGCCCUGUUGAUCAUUGGAUUGUGUGUGUUUUUGCUGUAUGACAUUCUUGGACCGGCUGUAUUUGCUGGGCUGGGUGUGAUGAUACUGAUGACUCCUGUAUCGGGUGUGGUAGCAGCGAAGCUCAAAACCCACCAAGUCUCCCAGAUGAAGCUGAAAGAUGAGCGGGUGAAGAGGAUGAACGAAAUUCUCGGCGGCAUCAAGGUGUUGAAGCUGUACGCAUGGGAACCAAGCUUCCAGGAUUCUAUUUUGACAGUUCGCGACGAAGAAGUAGGCAUUCUCAAGCGUAUGGCGUACUAUGGAGCGGGAAUAUUUUUCACCUUUACUAUUGCGCCAUUCCUGGUCACUCUCGUGUCAUUCGCCGUGUAUGUACUGUCGGAUGAAAACAAUGUGCUCGAUCCGCAGACAGCGUUUGUAUCGCUUGCCCUGUUCAAUAUUAUGCGGUUCCCUCUCGGUAUGUUUCCCAUGGUGGUCACAUUCUCCAUGCAAGCUUGGGUAUCGGUGAAGCGUAUCGACAAGUUCCUUAACAGUGCUGAGCUGGACCCUAGCAAUGUCACAAACAACAAGAGCGAUGAAGCACUCACCAUCAAGGACGGAACGUUUUCCUGGGGAGAUGAGACACCCACACUGAAGAACAUCAAUCUCUCGUUGCGCAAGGGACAACUGUCAGCGAUCGUUGGCACAGUCGGUACUGGCAAGAGCUCCCUGAUAUCGGCACUGCUUGGAGAGAUGGAGAAGAUAAGUGGCCUGGUGAAUACGGACGGUUCGAUCGCAUACGUUCCGCAGCAAGCCUGGAUCCAGAACGCCACUCUGCGUGACAACAUUCUCUUCGGCAAGCCAUUCGACCAGAAGAAGUACGAUAACGUGAUCGACUGUUGUGCCCUGAGGCCCGAUCUGGAGAUGCUUCCCGGUGGCGACACGACGGAGAUCGGUGAGAAGGGUAUCAACCUUUCGGGUGGACAGAAGCAACGUGUGGCACUGGCUCGUGCUGUGUAUGCCGACUGUGAGGUGUAUCUGUUUGACGAUCCACUGAGUGCUGUGGACGCUCACGUAGGAAAGCACAUCUUCGAGAAGGUUGUUGGACCAUCGGGAAUGCUGGUGGGCAAGUCACGCUUGUUAGUCACUCACGGCAUAUCGUUCCUUCCGUUUGUGGAGAACAUUCUCGUUUUAAAGGAUGGAGAAAUUUCCGAAAGUGGGACCUAUCAGCAGCUUAUAGACCAGAAGGGUGCAUUUUCGGAAUUCCUAAGCCAACACAUUCAGGAGCUUGACGAUGACGACGAGGAAAUAUCUUUAAUACAGGAAACACUCAAGGAUGAUGCAGUUACCAAUGUUAUUCAACGUGCCCUGUCCGUUCGCUCCAACCGAUCAAAUGGCAGCAAUGGCAGUUUGAAUAAAAAAACAAUCAGUCGACAAGUGUCCAAGCAAAGUGUGCAUAGCAAGGAACCGAAUACCGCUCCAAACAGAGCGAAUUUGAUUGGUGCAGAAGAAUCAGCCACCGGUGCUGUUACCUGGUUGGUGUACAAAAAGUAUAUCAAAUCGAUCGGCUUUCAGUUUGGCUUUGGAUCCGUCCUGUUUACUGCGAUCAAUCAAGGUAGCGGCAUCUUCUCGAACAUAUGGCUCACCGAUUGGUCCGAAGAUCCGGAAGCUGCUACCGACACAUCCGUGAGGGACAUGUAUCUCGGCGUGUAUGGUGCUCUUGGAGGAGCGCAAUCGAUCGCGCUGUUUCUGGCCGCACUGCUCAUCUCCCUAGGGUGUCUGAAAGCAGCUAAAGAGUCUCACGAUAAGCUUCUGGAGAGUUCCCUAAGAAUGCCGAUGUCUUUCUUCGACACAACGCCACUGGGGCGAAUCAUAAACCGCUUCUCGAAGGACGUCGAUGUGGUGGACAAUGUGCUUCCUGUGACGAUAAGAGCCUGGUUGCUGUUCCUGUUUAAUGUGUUUGGUGUAUUCAUCGUGAUCGGUAUCUCCACACCGAUCUUUCUCGCGAUCGUACCACCGCUGAUGGUGAUCUACUACUUCGUGCAACGGCUCUACAUCGAUACAUCGCGCCAACUCAAGCGACUGGAAUCCGUCACCAGAAGUCCGAUCUAUUCACACUUCGGUGAGAGUAUCAGUGGACAAUCGACCAUACGAGCUUACGGACAACAGAACCGUUUUACACAAGAAUCGGAGCGCCGCGUUGACUACAAUCAGCUUGUUUCAUACCCAAGUAUUGUUGCUAAUCGAUGGCUUAGCGUACGGCUGGAGAUGAUCGGGAGCUUCGUAGUCUUGUUUGCCGCUCUGUUCGCCAUUUUGGCACGGGAUAGCAUCGGACAGGCAACGGUAGGAGUCUCCAUCAGUUACGCUCUGCAGAUAUCUCAUUUCCUUAGUUUCCUCGUGCGAAUGACUUCCGAAGUUGAGACGAAUAUCGUAGCAGUGGAACGAUUGGAGGAGUACACCGUACUUCCGCGUGAAGCAGAGUGGCAGAAGGGAACCGUGGACAAGGCAUGGCCUGCAGAAGGAAAGGUUGAGUUCAAGGAUUAUCAGAUCCGAUACCGCGAGGGUCUUGAUCUGGUCAUUCGAGGCAUCUCGCUCAACGUUCGAGGAGGAGAGAAGAUCGGUAUCGUUGGUCGUACCGGUGCAGGAAAGUCCAGUUUGACACUUGGUCUCUUCAGAAUUGUCGAGGCGGCCGGUGGACAAAUAAUCAUCGACGGACACGACAUCUCUCAAAUGGGUCUUCAUCAGUUGCGUGGACGAUUGACCAUCAUUCCCCAAGAUCCGGUUCUGUUCUCCGGUACACUGCGAGCCAACGUGGAUCCCUUCAAGAGUUACAGUGACGAUCAGGUAUGGAAGGCUCUCGAGCUGUCCCAUCUGAAGACGUUUGUGAAAGGUUUAGCGGCCGGACUGGAGCACGAGAUCGCCGAGAACGGAGAGAACCUUUCGGUUGGUCAAAGACAGCUGAUUUGCUUGGCACGCGCUGUACUGCGAAAGACGAAGGUGUUGAUUUUGGAUGAGGCAACGGCGGCAGUAGAUCUCGAGACGGAUGAUUUGAUUCAGAAAACAAUCCGUACGGAGUUCACUGAUUGUACGAUUCUAACCAUCGCCCAUCGGCUGAACACAAUUCUUGACUCGGACCGAGUACUGGUGCUCGACAAGGGUUUGGUAGCCGAGUGUGACUCACCGCAGAACCUUCUCGCGAACAGAGACUCCAUAUUCUUUGGCAUGGCGAAGAAUGCCGGCAUCGUAACCUGA
Molecule: messenger RNA, 4518 nt
Organism: Anopheles marshallii
Lineage: Eukaryota; Metazoa; Arthropoda; Insecta; Diptera; Culicidae
Product: multidrug resistance-associated protein 1-like
Exons: 7
Coding region: 1-4518 (1505 amino acids)
Biological process (GO): transmembrane transport
Cellular component (GO): membrane
Molecular function (GO): ABC-type transporter activity; ATP hydrolysis activity; ATP binding
Source: RefSeq, a predicted model, not a curated record